Messenger RNA from Olea europaea var. sylvestris, 689 nucleotides. Its product is annotated as autophagy-related protein 8i-like. Gene Ontology annotation, biological process: cellular response to nitrogen starvation. The record is from RefSeq and is a predicted model, not a curated record. Lineage: Eukaryota; Viridiplantae; Streptophyta; Magnoliopsida; Lamiales; Oleaceae. The transcript is spliced from 5 exons. The coding region runs from base 108 to 488 and encodes 126 amino acids.
GGAAUUUAAACAAAUAAUAUAUUUUCAAAACCAAAUUACAAUCUUCCUCCCCCAGUAAUCCAGUUUCAGCGAGGUUUCGAAAGGGCAAUUGGGAGUUGUAGAAGAAGAUGGGGCGUGCCAAGGUUCAAUCCUUCAGACAACAAUUCUCUUUCGAAGAAAGAUGCCAAGAAUCACAAGAAAUCAUCGUCAAUUAUCCCGACCGAGUACCGGUGGUAGUUGAGAGGUAUUCCAAAACUGACCUCCCUGAGAUGGAGAAGAGAAAAUUCCUGGUCCCCCGAGACAUGUCUGUUGGGCAAUUCAUUUACAUCCUGAGUGGCAGGCUCCAUCUGAGUCCUGGGAAAGCUCUCUUUGUAUUCGUGAAAGAUACCUUACCUCAAACAUCAAGCUUGAUGGAGUCUGUAUACGAUUCAUACAAGGAUGAUGAUGGGUUCCUCUACAUGUGUUACAGCAGCGAGAAAACCUUUGGUUGUUUUCUUAACCCAGUAUGAUGCCACCACUUAUCUUGAUUAUUGUACUGUUCUUGUUUUGAUAUCAUGUGGGGAUAUGGGCAACUAUUUCGUUUCUUUAAAUUCACCUCUAAUCAGAAGUGUUUAAAUCAAACGUGUGACAAUAUUGUGCAUCUUCUAACAAUGAGGUGCUGUUUGGAAUAAAGGUUUGGAUAGUAUUUGUUUCUGUAAAUUCACCUGUAA